Molecule: messenger RNA, 1563 nt
Organism: Xylaria bambusicola
Lineage: Eukaryota; Fungi; Ascomycota; Sordariomycetes; Xylariales; Xylariaceae
Product: amidase signature enzyme
Exons: 10
Coding region: 1-1563 (520 amino acids)
Source: RefSeq, a predicted model, not a curated record
AUGGCACCGAAUCUGUCCACGGCCGAGCUGCUGAGUCUUGACUCUGCGGCCUUGCAGAGAAAGCUCGAUGCUGGUGUGCUCACCAGUGUCGAGCUGGUGCAGGCAUGCCUCGCACAAAUCGACAAGCACGAUCAACAGGGCGCCAAGCUGAACGCUAUGAUUUCCAUCACUCCUCAUCACCUCCUCAUGGAGCGCUCGGCACAGCUCGACCGUGAAAGGACGGCGGGUCUUGUCAGGAGUCCAUUUCACGGCAUUCCCAUCCUGGUCAAGGAUGCCAUUGCCACAUCGCCGUCCCUCGAACUCGCGACGACACUGGGCAGCCUUGCCCUCAAGGACUCGAUUGCCCCCAAAAGUGCCAGCAUCGUUGCCAAGUUGGAGAAGAUGGGUGCAAUUGUGCUCGGCAAAACGAAUUUGAAUGAGCUUUGUAAUUUCAAGGGGGAUGCAAACUCGAACGGUUGGUCGGCUCUCAGAGGACAAACCCAAUCUGCCUAUAUUGCUCGUAGGGCAAAUGAGACGGGAUUGGGACAAAGUGAUCCCUGUGGCUCCUCGACAGGCUCUGCUGUGGGGGUUUCAGCAGGCUACGCUCCCUUGGCUCUAGGGACCGAGUCAAUCGGCUCUAUAGUCAUGCCAGGUUCAAGGGCUGGUCUAUAUGCUUUCAAGCCUGCAUUCAAUGUUGUCAACAUGGACGGCGUUUUCAAAAGUUCUCUAGAGCUAGAUGUUGUAGGCGGGCUUGCUCGGUCCCCCAGAGACCUGGCACUUCUAAGCCAGGCAGCCCUCACAGAAGAGAAGCGGCAACUCCUACCCGAGGCUGGUUACCUGGGGUUUCUUACUGGGAACUUCAAUGGACUUCGUACAGGUUUUCUCGAUCCCACAAAAUGGUCGCUUCACCCGAACAUUGUGAAACUAGAUGAUAUCAUACUGAAGCAGAUGACUGAGAUGUACUUCGCGGCUUUUGAUCGCAUUAAAGAAUGUGCCGCCGACGGAUCUGUGGUUUACCCCGUCGACAUACCUCCCGCGACUGAUCUAUGGUAUGAGGGACAGAAUCCCAUCGAAGUGGUCAUCUCCUAUGAGGCCAAAAAGCCAAUUGAAAACUGGCUGGCAGAGGUCGACGUCCCAGGCUUGAAAACGAUUGAAGAUCUUAUCAGUUUCAAUGAAGAGCACAAGGAUGUGGAACUGCCAGAAAGUCAUCCCGAUCAAAACCAGUUGAUCAAAGCUUCUCGGAACCCUCCGUCGAGGGAGAUGUACGAAACGGUCAAGGCGCGGAUGAAGUCUAUAUCCAAAGAUAAUGGAAUUGACAAGCUAUUUCGUGAGCAAGAUUUGAACAUCCUGGCGUUCCCAAUGGACAGCCUGAUGGUGUUUAUCUCUGCUGCAUCUGGCUACCCAAUCGCAACAAUGCCCCUUGGCGUCAUCCCCGAAGAUGGACGCCCGUACGGACUAGGCAUAAUGGCUCAGGCUGGUAAAGAGGAUCUGAUGUUUCAGUUCAUCAGCGCAUUUGAAGCCCAUUUCCCUUCACGCGUCCUCCCACUUCGCGUGUACGACAACGGCGCUACCUCGGAACUUUAG